Molecule: messenger RNA, 3300 nt
Organism: Schistosoma turkestanicum
Lineage: Eukaryota; Metazoa; Platyhelminthes; Trematoda; Strigeidida; Schistosomatidae
Source: the annotation of a GenBank genome assembly
AUGUCAAACAGCGCUUUUGGACCAGUCUUAAGUUCAGGGAUUGCUCCUAAUUUAGGCAAUGUUCCAUCUUCUAAAGAAGAGCAUGCCUUAGGCUUAAAAGCUAUUUAUACAGCUUGUCGACUGUUGUAUCCCGACCAACCUACUCCAUUACAAGUUACCGCUGUUCGAAAAUUUUGGAUGGGUGGACCAGAUCCUUUGGAUUUUAUCAAUAUGUAUGCAAACCCAGGAUCAGCUGAAUUACAAAGCCCUCCUCACUGGCAUUAUGUGACUAACGGUUUAUCGGAUCUGUAUGGCGACUCUAGGUUGCAUGGCCAUUGUCAUUCAAGUGAUGGUCCAAGUGGUUUCGGUUUCGAGUUAACGUUUCGAGUGAGACGCGAACCAAGUGAAAGAAACCCACCAACAUGGCCAGCGCAUUUAUUACAAAGCUUGGCACGUUAUGUAUUCUAUUCACAAGCUCAGCUAAUGGCGGGUGACCAUAUUCCGUGGCCUACAUCUCUAGAUAAGCAGCCUAAUUUUUCAUCCCAACAGUCGGAAAAACGACAAAGACAUCAAAAUUAUCAUCAUCAUCAACAACAACAGACGGAUAAAGAAACAAAUAUGAUAGAGUUAGACAAUGCAAGAAAAUCCAUUGCUAUGGCGGCUGCGGCAACUGCAGCUUCCAUAUUAGCUGCAAACAGUGCUAAGACAGGUAUGGGAUCUUCGUCAGCUGCGUUAUCCGCACUAACCAAUCCUUCGACUUAUGCUUCCAUGGUUGCCGCUGCUCUUGCCGCUGUCAAUAAUAAGAACUCGUUAACAACGGACAACUUGAAUGAUCCAGCGGAGCAAAGUGAAGCUAAAAGUAAACAAACAACUAGUUCAACAAAUUCAUCACGUAUUCACCAUAUGCUGUUGAUAGAAGAUCCUCAACUAAAGAAAAUAACUACACCAUAUGGAUAUGUUCAAUUUUUACAGUUGGUUGGUCUUUGCGAUGAAGAAUUGCGUUUAGUUCAACGUUGGACUGGUUCUCAUGUUGCUGAACUAAUGAGUAGUUCAGUAGAAACUGGUGGUUGUCUUCUUGUCACAGAUAUGAAAAGGAAUUUAAAUAUUUUUGAAAUACAGCCAAAUUUAGUGGAUUAUAUUAAUGACAAAUUAAAACGCGAAGGUUCAAAUUUAUCUGGUGUUACAACAUCUUAUUUUGCAUGGGCACCAAUAACUAUGGUUACUUUAGGUGAGCUACUACCAGGUGAGAUGGAGUCUCGUCGAUUACGUCGUCAAACACAGAGACGUGAUUCAUCUUCAACUAGUCUGUAUUCAUCGAAAUCAGAAGUUCAGUCUGGAUCCAAGAUUUUAUUGUUUCAUAACCCCGCAACUGAUCAUACUACUCACAAAUCAGAUACUGAUAUUGCAUCUAAAACUGUGGCUAUGGACACUGAUGAUACAUUAGUAUCGUUUGCAGCAAAAAAACGAAUGGAAGAUGAUGAAUUUGUAGAUGUUGUUGGCGUUGGUGGCAAUGGUGUUAGCGAUGAAACAUUACAGAAAUUGACAGCCGCAAAUUAUAUCAACGUAUCUACUAGUGCUUUACCUUCAAUGUCUCCUGAAUCUAAUUCCCUAAAAAUUUCUCGAUUUGAAUCAAAAUCUCGUGUUUCUUUAAGUAAUAGGUUGAGCUCCGGACACUUAACUUCAGACUGUUUUCCACAUUCAUUAGGAAAUCGAACUGUAACCGAUGGGCAAACUAUCAGCGCACCUGGUGGAUUCUCUGCUUGGUGCAGUCGAGUUGGUCCUGUUAAUCAUUUCAAUCAAUCAUCUAUAGACAUAAACAAAGUUGGCGCAAACAUUCCAUCUGAAGGAGGUGGAAUAUUCAAAAACAACUUGGUCAGUUCAUCUACAGAACUGACCAGUUUAGUUGGCGGUGCGCUUGGUUUCCGAACAUUCAACUCAGAACUACCAAUAUCCAAUAAGAUUACAGAUAAAUUCGUAGAUACUGCUUUUGAGCCCAAAGGCGGCAAUGUUACACCUGGUGGUGGUAGUACUACUACUGGUGACGGUUCUGCACCAUGUACACCUUUAGCACACUUAUCACUUUCUCCGGCAAGUUUGGAAAUGAUGCCAACACGAAUUAUAGAUUAUUUAGAUGUGCAUUUGUGUCGCGAAGCUGGUGAAAUGCUUCCGUUGGCGGUGAAUGACCGACUACGUCAUGGAAGACAUUUUACUUUUUUAAAUGCAAAUUAUCCAGAUCAUGCUAUUACAUUAGUACCAUCUGGUGUUUCUGGAGCCUUUGUUAGCGAAGAAACACCAUAUGUUGCUCGUGGACCAUGGCUACAGAUUUUAUUAACAGACGAUUUUCUAGAACAGUUGGAAUUUCAAUUUUCAUGUUUAUUAUAUCCUAAUGAACUGUAUUUACCGUUAGUUUUUCGUUGGCCAGAAAGACAUUUACGUAUAUGCUUGGUUGAUGUCAGUUCAUCGUCAUCAUCAUCAUCAUCAUCACCACCACCACCACCAUCAGCAGCAGCAGCAUCAUCAAGCAGAGGUUUAACACAAAAACCUAUUCCUCCUUCACAGACAUCAUAUAUACCUUCCACUUUACCAAACUCUGUAUCUUUGAUGAAGAAUAAUGAUACCAAUCAUAUUAGUAAUAGAAAUUUAAACAAUAACAAUAGUGUGCAUACAUUGAAUACUCCUACCACAUCUGGUAUUCAUUGUAAUUGGAAUACACCAGUGAUAGAUAAUAGAUUGAUAUUUGGUAAUAACAGUUGUAGUGUUGGAAGUACUAUACAGUCUUCAGUCAUAUCGAGUUCAUUCGUAAAAUCGGAUUUAAUCCCUUCAUUCCUGUCAUUAUUUCCACCGGGAUGUAUACCACCACCAAACGUCUUAUCAACAUUAUUCAGUACAAUGGCUACAAAUAAUCUUAGUUGCAUUAGUGACAAUAAUAAUCAGUCCCAAACAGAAGUAUUCAGAAAGUCUUUUUUUCCAAUAAAUCAAAUUGAAUCUCCACCAACAGCGACAUUUCAAGCAUCAUCAUCAUCAUCGCCUACAUCAAUUAUUCAACCAUCCUCAUCAACGUUGCCGAAUUCAUCUGAUAUACAUCAUCAACUAGCUCAACAACAGCAACAAACACAACAACCAGGUACAUCAUGUCCUUCUACUGACCUAAAAGUUGAUAACCUAAUCGAUCCUAGUGUAUUUGUUAAUAACUGGUCAGUAAUUUUACAGACACUAAUGACUAAUAAUAAUAAUAAUAAUAUUAAUAUAGACUUAUUGAAACAAAUAAUAUCUGGUAGUCUGAAUAGUAGUGGCGCUACUAUUAAUAAUUGUUUGCACUAA